Molecule: messenger RNA, 3208 nt
Organism: Myotis myotis
Lineage: Eukaryota; Metazoa; Chordata; Mammalia; Chiroptera; Vespertilionidae
Gene: STS
Product: steroid sulfatase
Exons: 10
Coding region: 57-1919 (620 amino acids)
Molecular function (GO): arylsulfatase activity
Source: RefSeq, a predicted model, not a curated record
GGCGGGGUCACAUGGCCCCCAGGUGACAGGCUGGCCGAGGGGCCUCGCGGUUCCCCAUGGACCCUCACACCCACGGCUGCCCAGGCGGGAGCGGGGCGUCUGGCUGUUGGCCGAGGCCCGGACGUUUGGGGGGGACGCCGGCCGGGCCCCCGGGCAGCGGGCGUUGCUGGCAGGAGGCUCUGAGCGGGAGGACGAUGAGGCGCCUGCUGCUCCUGCUGCUGGGCCUGUGGGAGGCCCAGAGCCGUGCGCCCUCCAGGCCCAACUUUGUCCUGAUCGUGGCGGACGACCUGGGCAUCGGUGACCCCGGCUGCUACGGGAACAAGACCCUCAGGACCCCCAACAUCGACAGGUUGGCCGAAGAGGGAGUGAAACUCACGCAGCACCUGGCGGCCUCGCCCCUGUGCACCCCGAGUCGGGCAGCCUUCAUGACCGGCCGGUACCCCGUCCGAUCAGGAAUGGCGUCUCAGACGCGAAUCGGCGUUUUCCUCUUCUCGGCCUCCUCGGGGGGACUUCCCAACACUGAGGUCACGUUCGCCAGACUUCUGAAGGACCAAGGCUACGCCACGGCUCUGAUAGGGAAGUGGCACCUGGGCACCCACUGCCACAACAACACCGACUUCUGCCACCACCCGUCCAGCCACGGCUUCGACUACUUCCACGGGCUGCCCGUCACCAACCUGCGGGACUGCAAGCCGGGGGCGGGCAGCGUCUUCACCCAGGCCGUCCGCGUGCUGGUGCUGGCGCCCCUGCAGGCGCUGGCCCUGGCGCUGGUCACGCUGGGCGCGCUGCGCUGGCUGGGGCUGCUGCCGGUGCCCGGGGUGGUCUUCCUGGUCCUGCUGCUGCUGGCCGCCGCCCUGCUGGGCCUCCUGCUCUGCUUCCUACACUUCUUCCGGCCCCUCAACUGCUUCCUCAUGCGGGGCCGGGCCGUCAGCCAGCAGCCCCUGUCCUAUGACAACCUCACCCAGCGGCUCACGGCCGACGCCGCCCGCUUCAUCCGACGGAACGCGGAGAGGCCCUUCCUGCUCGUCUUCUCCUGUAUCCAGGUCCACACGGCCCUGUAUGCGUCCAAGGACUUUGCCGGGAAGAGCAAGCAUGGUGCCUACGGGGACGCGGCUGAGGAGAUGGACUGGGGUGUCGGGCAGCUCCUGAACGUCCUAGAGGAGCUGCAGCUGACCAACAACACCCUCGUCUACUUCACGUCCGACCAGGGCGCCCACGUGGAGGAGGUCACCCCCAAGGGAGAGCGUCACGGGGGAAGCAACGGGAUCUUUAAAGGCGGCAAAGGCAACAACUGGGAAGGAGGCAUCCGCGUGCCGGGCCUGCUGCGGUGGCCGGGCGUGCUCCCGGCCGGGGUGGAGAUCGCCGAGCCCACCAGCAACAUGGACGUCUUCCCCACCGUGGCCAAGCUGGCCGGGUCCCCGCUGCCCGAGGACAGGAUCAUCGACGGGCGCGACCUGAUGCCCCUUCUGCGAGGCGAAACCCAACGCUCUGAGCACGAGUUCCUCUUCCACUACUGCAACUUCUACCUGAACGCCGUGCGCUGGCACCCGCCCAACAGCUCCUCCGUCUGGAAGGCCUUCCUCUUCACGCCCAACUUCGCGCCCGAGGGCGCCAACGGCUGCUUCCCCACCCACGUGUGCUUCUGCCACGGCCACUUUGUCACCCGCCACCACCCGCCGCUGCUCUUCGACCUGUCCCGGGACCCCAGGGAGCGGCGCCCCGUGACGCCCGGGGCCGAGCCCCGCUUCUGGGAGAUCCUGGAGGCCAUGCAGGAGGCGGCGGAGCGCCACGCCCGCACCGUGGUCCCCGUCCCCAACCAGCUGUCCGUGGGGCGCAUCCUCUGGAAGCCGUGGCUGCAGAUGUGCUGCUCCUCGUCCCCCGGCCUGUCCUGCCAGUGUCCGCGGGGGGAGCAAGACUGAGGACACAGCCCGAGGCCGUGCGGGGGGGAGCCCCGGAGGCACCCUGCCCGCACCCCUCACUGGGACACGCAGACCGGGGUGCCCGCUCUAGCAGACCCCCCAAACGCACCAUCGAGGGCCCCCGGGUGAUGCCGUCGGGGGGACAUCACGGCUGCCCGUGCAUCACAGGACAUGUGUUAGCUGUGCACCUCCCGUGAGCCAAGUCGGGGCGCUCACGUACCCGCACGAAGGGGGACCCGCAGCGUGCCCCCCUGCCGUGUGCACACGGACGCCGGGACGGUGCAGGGGGGAACCCAUCCACCUGCAGACGGUGUGUGUGAGCCGCGGCCCCGGCCUCACGUCUCCCACAGCCUGAUCGGGCGCCGUGGCCGGGAGAACGCCACUCGAAAGGCGCCCAGCCAGCCUCGGGCCACGCGACCCGACCGCGAAGGAAGGCCCGCCUGAGAGUGGCCGCCAGUCCGUGGCCGUGCCCCGAGGGGGAGGCAGAGAUGAUCAGUAUUAUAGAGCACACGCAACGCAGGCUUCAGCACGCGUGGGUUCGUGGCGCACGUGAAGGAGGAGGCGUGUAAGGCCCGGAGCCCGGUGGCGAUCCCAGCGUCACGGACAUCGCCGCCGAUGCGAUCGCACGGCGACGCCUGAGAGUCCGUCUUCAAGGUGACCGUGUCCCAUCCACGUUCCCGAUCCUCGCCGGCCGUGGACGUUGGGACACGUGAUGUGGAACCGUGUGCCGGAGGGCCACGUAACGUGAAGCAUGUAGUUACAUGAUGCGAACGUACGUGAUGUUGACGUGAGGGAGGAGGUUUCCGAUCUGUGCGCCGUCGGGAGAAAAUGAAGGAUGCGUGUUCCGUUCGUUGUUCGCAUUCAGAGAGCGUCGCCUCAGAACCGCGUGGCUCACCAGCACGACCCGGGUUCCCCAGAAGUCGGCUGCGUUGGUCACGGCCUUGCGCCGUCUGCAGGUCUUUGCUGGGACCAUCCCACAGGAAAAUGGAAUUAUUUGGCUCAAGAGGGACCUCAGCUUGCUUGCUUUUCUAAAGAAAAAAUGACCGAAUGUAUUGGGGGGACGUUGGGCGGUAAAGCUGUGUAGGUUUCGGGGGUAGAAUUGAUUGAUAAUCCGCCACCGGUAUCGUGUGUCGCAUGUUCGCCACUCCAUCCACGUCUCCCUCCGUCUCCAAUGACUCCCCCUUUGCCCUCUCCUCCCGCCCCCUUCCCUCUGAUAACCACUGUAUUGUUGUCUGUGUCUGUGAGUUUGUUUUUGUUGAUUUCCUAGGAGGGAGAUGGAGAGAGAGAGA